Molecule: messenger RNA, 981 nt
Organism: Lactuca saligna
Lineage: Eukaryota; Viridiplantae; Streptophyta; Magnoliopsida; Asterales; Asteraceae
Source: the annotation of a GenBank genome assembly
AUGAAGAAGAAGAAAAUCAAAGAUUCAUCCCGAUCAUCCAAUAAAAGUGAUUUGGAAAAUUCGGAUUUCAACACGGCAGUCAUGAGAAUCGCCGUCGCACAGAUGUGUCAGUCCGUCGGAUAUCAAGGCGCUCAAAUCUCAGCACUCAAAACCCUAACGGACGUUGCCGUCAGGUACAUUCGAUCACUGGCGAAGUACUCUACUACCUCCGCUGGAUCCACCGGCCGGACGCAGUGCAACCUAUUCGACAUCGUCCGUGCAUUGGAAGAUCUUCAUUCCGACAUUGGAUUCCAUGGAAACUCAGAUCCUAAAAGAAGAUUAUAUAUACUCAGCGAUUCAUCGAUUCUCCGUGACACGAUGAAGUUUGUCUAUCGGAGUUACGAAAUCCCUUUUGCAAAACCGUUGCCUCGUCGAAGCCCUACACUUCCAUCAAAUUCACCAUGUUUUCCCAAUCAGAAUACCAAAUGGAAUCACGUUCCGAGAUGGUUACCGGAUUUCCCUAAAAUCAGUGACGCGGGAGAACUGCCGAUCGUUACUGCAUCAAAUGAAGGUGAAACCGCAUGGGAGAAGAAUAUGCAAUCUACCGAAUCAGAUAAGGAAAUCAGCAAGUUGCCAGAGAAAAGGAAAAAGAUAAGUUUUAAGAUUGGCGGUGGUAAGAAUGAAACUGACAUGACGUUUGGGGUUGAUUUGAAGAGUGGGAUUUGUAAUUGGGGGAGGAGAAUUUCGUGCCAAAUCUAUGAUCAAGUUUUGAUCUGUGCCGCUUUUGUUUGUGAGGUUGAAAAAAAUCCAUUGUACUUCUAUCUCCAUUUGCAAUGAUGUUUGAAGAUUUCAGUUAUUUGAUUUUUCCAAAAUUCAACUGGGGUUUCCUCGAAUGGCCAUUUUCAUUAUGCAUCUGGAAUCUUGGAGCUACCCAUUGAAGCCAUCUGGCAUUUUUAUCUGGUGCUUAACUCAAAAUCCUGAUUCUUAUAAACAAUGGGUGGG